Molecule: messenger RNA, 1803 nt
Organism: Pedinophyceae sp. YPF-701
Lineage: Eukaryota; Viridiplantae; Chlorophyta; Pedinophyceae
Source: the annotation of a GenBank genome assembly
AUGGACGGGGAGGCGGCGCGCAAGAGACGCCGGCUUGCCGACGCUGCGGAGGCGCGGCUGCGCCACGCAGGCGAGGAGGGAGCGACGGCGCCGAGCGGAAGGCCCGCAUCGCCCGCCCAGGCCCCGAAGGCUUCGCAGCGAGAUGGAGACGGGCGCGCGGCGACACCUGACGCUGCCUUCCGGCUGCUGCGCGUCAGAGGGGCGCCAGGAGCCGCGCACGCGACGGGGGGGCCGCCGACGUGCUGUUUGCGGCAUUUGGUGCGCGGCGACCUGUCGUACGCGUUCGUCUCGAACUACAUGAUCGACCUGCCGUGGCUGCUCAGCGCGUGCCCAGCGCUGACUCGGGCGGGCCACUUGGUGGUGUGCCACGGCCACCGCGAGGACACGAGCGACGCGAUGGUGCAGGUGCUGCGGCGUCUGCGGAUGGAGCACAGGACCACUCUCUGGCAGCCACCCCUGCCGAUCCGGUUCGGGACCCACCAUUCGAAGUUCUUCCUUCUGAGGUUCAAGACAGGCCUCCGAGUUGUCGUCCUCACGGCCAACAUGAUCCACGCGGACUGCAACUCGAAGGCACAAGGCGUGUGGUACCAAGACUUCCCGCCCAAGGACCCAUCAGCCCGCACAGGCGGCCAGUCGGGCGCUUCUGAGUUCGAAACAGACCUCCUAGCAUAUCUGUCGCGGCUCGGGCUUCCUAGAGGGGACUGGGAGGACCUUCAGGCGGUGGUACGGGCGCACGACAUGUCCUCGGCGCGCGCCAAGCUCGUCACGUCGGUCCCGGGGUACCACACGGGAGCAGAGAGGCAGCGCUGGGGGCAUCUGGCGCUGCGGCGAGCCCUCGAGGAGCUCAAGGGGCUGCCCGAGGAGGCAGUGGGUACGCCCCUGUGCAUGCAAGCGAGCAGCAUGGGCUCGCUGUCGGACGUUUGGCUCGAGCGGGAGUUUGGACUGACGCUGCGGUCGGGCAAAACUGCCACCAGGCCGCUCGGCAAGCCGUCGCACGGCAUGGGUCCCGUGGGGAUGCGGAUCAUUUGGCCGACGGUGGCCGAGGUGCAGAACUCGCUCGAGGGCUGGGUGGCGGGGGCCUCGAUUCCGGGGUCCUCGCGCAACGUGAACCGCGGCCACCUGGUCCCGCGGUUCUGCCGCUACGCCGGCGCCCCCGUCGGGCUCCAACGCGCGAUGCCGCACAUCAAGACGUACGCGCGGCACUCCGAGGACGGUCGCAGGAUAUUCUGGCUGUUCCUGGGCUCGCACAACAUCUCCAUGGCGGCCUGGGGCAAGCUCGAGAAGAACAGCACGCAGCUGAUGGUGCGUUCCUACGAGAUGGGCGUCCUCCUGGCGCCCUGCUUCGAGGAGGCGUACCUGAAGCACCCGCACGCGGGCUUCCGGUGCCAUCCAGUGCCCUGGGAGCGCGGCGCCGCGCGGCGCGGGGUCGGCGGCGAGGUGGUAAUGCGACCGUGGGAUGUGCGCGCGGCGGAGGCAGAGAAUGCGGCACCCGGGACGGCGUGGCUGCCGGUCCCGUACCCGCUACCGCCGCGGCCGUACGGCGAGGCGGACGAGCCGUGGGUCGUCGACGAGCCGCGGGAGUACCCUGACGUGUGUGCGCAGAUGUGGCCGUGCGAGUUCAGCCACUACGGGUUCGUCGACAGCGACUCGGACACGGGCACGGACGACGACGACGGGCCGGAGAUCGUGCGGGCCGCGCCGGGCAGUGCGCAGCGGCGCCCCCCGGCGGCUGCCGGCGAGGCGGAGGUUGUGGUCAGCAGCGACAGCGACAGCGACGUGGUCGUUGUCGGGUCGCAGCCGUGA